Molecule: messenger RNA, 1490 nt
Organism: Amphibalanus amphitrite
Lineage: Eukaryota; Metazoa; Arthropoda; Thecostraca; Balanomorpha; Balanidae
Gene: Taf11
Product: transcription initiation factor TFIID subunit 11-like
Exons: 7
Coding region: 258-938 (226 amino acids)
Biological process (GO): transcription initiation at RNA polymerase II promoter; RNA polymerase II preinitiation complex assembly
Cellular component (GO): nucleus; transcription factor TFIID complex
Molecular function (GO): transcription coactivator activity; protein heterodimerization activity
Source: RefSeq, a predicted model, not a curated record
GGGUCUGUGAUUAUAAUUAAUUUCUAAAUUGAAAUUUUAAGCGGCUGUUGGCUUGUACGGAUAUCAUUAUUGAUGUUUUGACCGUAAGCUUUAAUUUGGCCAAAAGCUGUGACUACCGAGAUCCGGUCCUGCUUCGGAGCUUGAACUUUGAAUAACAAUAAGGAUGAACUUGAAAUUGACCUUUUUGCUAGGCUUUUUUGUUGUAGGGCUCACAUCUGAUCUGGCAUCCAAGCAUCUCUCUGGGAUUAGCUGUCAGGAUGAGCGUCUCCAGUGAGUCUGGCUCUGAACUGGUGACGACUCCGUCCACUCCGGGUCCUACUACUGAUCCACUCUCCCAGCUGCUCUCUUCGCCUCCGACCAAGCGAGUCCGCCUGGAUUCUGAGGCUGACGAGUUGUCUGACCCCAUCACACCCACUGCAGACUCGGAGAUCCAGCUGCCGCGGCCGUCCGAGUCCUCCUCCCAGGAGGAGUCAGCGGAACAAGGGCGCUCCCGGCAGGAGCUCGAGGAGGAGGAGCGCGAGAAGAUGCAGGUGCUAGUGUCGUACUUCACCGAGGAGCAGCUGGACCGGUACGAAAUGUACCGGCGCGCCGCCUUCCCAAAGGCCGCCAUCAAACGGCUGAUGCAGACGCUGACUACCUGCUCCGUCUCCCAGAACGCCGUCAUCGCCAUGUCCGGCAUCGCCAAGGUGUUUGUCGGAGAGGUCAUGGAAGAAGCUCUGGACGUUAAGGACGAGACGGAUGACGCGGGCCCCGUGCAGCCGCGCCACCUGCGCGAGGCGGUGCGCCGCCUGCGCCGCAAGCCGGGCACCUUUAUCCCGUCGAUGAAACAGCGCCGCCCCGUGUUCAGGUUUGACGACUCUCCGCCCCCUCCGUCCGCCGUGGAGAAGGUGCUCGGCAUCAUCUACCGUAACCGCGGCCAAGGGCGGCGCUGGGAGUAACCACCGCUGAGAAACCCGGGUUCUGAGAACCCGUUCGACGGGUGCGCGAGCGAAGAGUUUUAAUUGAAUGGCUGGAUAUGCCGCAAGAUCCUACAAUGAGUGAGUACCUCUGUGGCCUGUUCUGACCUAAACAACCCACCUGUUGGUCCCUGCGAACUCCGUGAUCACCUGAGUCGUGACACCUGACGUCCAUCUCGCCUUCCUGCAUCCUGCCGUGACGUCCAGCGACUAAGCGGUUCGUCUUUCACCGAACAAUGCCGUGAAGUGAGCCGUGUCCGUGUGGAAGCGAUCCGUCCCGAUCCCGCCGAGUGGUCCAGUUGGGCGCGCCUAUUACCCGUCGUAAGGACGGUCAGGUGCAGGUGACAGUGGGAGACUCUGCCGGGCCGGGUGGUCGCCGUUUAUUGUCUUUUGAUGCCGUCACAGCUGUUGGCGUGUAUCACAGACCGACCACUUGUGAGUUAGGGGGCAUUGUCACCGACUGGCGAUCUCGGUAUUGCGUUUAUAAUCAGUGGUUGCCCACCGCGGUCCUGAAUAUAUUCUGCAUUUAUCGUU